Messenger RNA from Toxorhynchites rutilus septentrionalis, 1697 nucleotides. RefSeq names its product kelch domain-containing protein 3-like. Gene Ontology annotation, molecular function: chromatin binding; protein binding. NCBI's taxonomy places the organism in Eukaryota, Metazoa, Arthropoda, Insecta, Diptera, Culicidae. The transcript is spliced from 6 exons. Bases 308 to 1441 code for a protein of 377 amino acids. The record is from RefSeq and is a predicted model, not a curated record. Gene Ontology annotation, cellular component: cytoplasm.
CAUUUCACAGUACCCCGUAUGUUUUUGUUCGCAGUCUUUCUUUCUCUGUGAUGAAUAUUAGGCCAUUACGUAUACGUCAAAUAAACAAAAUAUUCAGACUGUAAGUUUCACGAAAAACACAAUUUUGUAAAGGAAAGGAAAGAAAAUGGAUACAAUGGUGAUACUUUGUUCAAUUUGUUUUCAUUCAAGAUUCUAAAACGCUUUACGUUAGGUUAGUUCCAGAAAACAAUCGAAUAAUUGAUAUUAUCAGUGAGUUGUAGGAUUUUGUCGAGACUGUAUUGCAGUUGAUUGAACUUUUGUAGUAACUAUGCGCUGGAUAGUCAACCUUGAGGGUGGCCCACGACGAGUAAAUCACGCAUCCGUGGCUGUGGGAGAAUACAUUUAUUCCUUCGGUGGUUACUGCAAUGGGGAGGAUUAUCGGUCGACCAGUGCUAUCGAUGUACACAUACUUAACACGAGCACAUUGCGAUGGCAAUUAACUCCGGCCAUGAGAGACGAGAAUGGGCUUCCAUCAAGGUUCCCCGAUGUCCCAUUCCAACGGUACGGUCACACAGCAGCAGCGCACAAGAAUAAAGUUUACGUCUGGGGAGGAAGAAACGAUGAAGUCGUUUGUAACAUUUUGUAUUGUUAUGACACGAAAACGAUGAGGUGGAGUAAACCUAAGGUGACAGGUCGAAUUCCUGGGGCGAGAGAUGGUCACUCCGCGUGUGUGUAUCGUGAUCGGAUGUACAUUUUUGGCGGUUUCGAAGAAGAUAUGGAUAAGUUUUCUUGUGAUGUGCACUAUCUUGACCUAAACACUAUGCAUUGGACUUACGUUCACACGCAGGGCGAACCACCGACAUAUCGGGACUUCCAUUCGGCAUCUAUUGUUGACGAUAAGAUGUUUGUGUUUGGCGGUCGAGGAGACGCAUAUGGACCGUAUCAUUCACAUGAGGAGAUCUACUGCUCGAAAAUUGUAUUUCUAGAUCUUCGAACGGAUCGUUGGGUAAUGCCGAGAACGACAGGAGAAGAGCCGUUGGGCAGGAGAAGCCAUUCGUCAUUUGUAUACAACAACAGAAUUUAUGUUUUCGGUGGUUACAACGGUAUACUGGAUAUGCACUUCAAUGAUUUGUACUGUUUCGAUCCUGAGCGAUACGUGUGGCAGCGAUUGCGUCCGAAAGGACAGCCCCCGAGAGCUCGGCGACGACAGUCGUGUCUCGUUAUUGGUCAUCGAAUGUAUUUAUUCGGGGGAACUUGCCCAUCACACACGCAAAAUUCUGUGUCGUACGACUACAGUGAUACCCAUGUGCUGGAUUUCAAUCCAACGUUGCGAACCCUCGCCAUUCUUAGCGUGUUAAAAUACAGACUGGAUACUAGUUGUUUGCCAAGAAUGAUAAGUGCGGAAAUUUGCAACAUGACUCAGCCGAAUAGAAUCAGCCGUUCGCUCGCAACGAUUGGUUAGGGGGAGAAAAAUGAUCCGCUUCGCUAAAUGAUGGAUUCAUUUUAGUUAAAUUUCGAUAGUGCUGAGAGUGUUAACUAAUGGUUAUUCUUUGCAAGCGAUGCAAUACCUCGAAGUGGAUUAAAAUAUGAGCUUGAUUUGAAUGUUGAUUAUUCGUGUUGCGAUUAGCUUCCUGGACAAUAUGGUGAAUGCAAUUUGGCACUUGUUUGCGUUGAGAUAUACCUCUUUUUUGUUUAGAUUUUGCAUAUGUUUUGUGUAU